Lampris incognitus (smalleye Pacific opah) is the source of this 2302-nucleotide messenger RNA. Its product is annotated as poly(rC)-binding protein 3-like. The record is from RefSeq and is a predicted model, not a curated record. The coding region runs from base 294 to 1667 and encodes 457 amino acids. Gene Ontology annotation, biological process: negative regulation of mRNA splicing, via spliceosome. The transcript is spliced from 14 exons. Gene Ontology annotation, cellular component: nucleus; cytoplasm. Gene Ontology annotation, molecular function: mRNA binding. NCBI's taxonomy places the organism in Eukaryota, Metazoa, Chordata, Actinopteri, Lampriformes, Lampridae.
CCCACCCCCACCACCCCCAUCCCCAAUACGCACGCACGCGCGCGCCUCACACCGCGCGCGCCUCACACUCCGGUCUGUUCCUCCAGCGUGACACGCCGGGAGGAGAUUCCUCUUAACACCGGACUAUACAUGUGGAUACAAAGCCUGGCUAACGCAGAUCCAUGGGGAUAUUUAAAUAAGAAUUAUAGGCCUACUACCUUUACGCAGGAACAGAGCAGUGAAGGAUUUGGGGCGCUCUAGAGAGACUGUGCCGGCCUUCAUCUGACAGCGUGACCAGCGAAUGAGCCUCGUUCAUGCGUCUCCCUGUGUGCCACUCCCACAUCACUAUGAACUGUGAGCAGGACUUCGGAGACGGGGGCUUGGGAGUGACCCUCACAUUACGACUGCUCAUGCAUGGAAAGGAGGUGGGCAGCAUCAUAGGAAAGAAAGGAGAGACUGUGAAAAGAAUACGAGAGGAGAGCAGUGCGCGGGUCAACAUCUCAGAGGGCUCCUGUCCAGAGAGGAUCAUCACCAUCACUGGCUCCACAGACAGUGUCUUCAAAGCCUUUACCAUGAUCGCAUGCAAACUGGAGGAGGACCUGACUGCACUGGUGGCCAACGGCACCAUUACCUCCAAGCCACCAGUCACCCUUCGGCUUGUCAUCCCUGCCAGCCAGUGUGGCUCUCUCAUCGGGAAGGGAGGGGCCAAGAUAAAGGAGAUCAGAGAGAACACCGGAGCACAGAUACAGGUGGCUGGGGAUCUGCUGCCCAACUCCACGGAGCGAGGGGUGACGAUAUCUGGGAGCCAGGAAUCUGUAAUCCAGUGUGUCAAACUCAUCUGCGCCGUAAUCCUGGAGUCUCCCCCAAAGGGUGCCACCAUCCCCUACAGACCGAGCCCUUCCCCUGCUGCGCUCCUCAUCUCGGGGAAUCAGGUGUAUGAGGCAUCGGAAUUUGCACCCCAUCCACUGUACUCAGUCACCCAGGGCGGCCUUGACCUGCAGCAGGCCUACACUGUGCAAAACCAAUAUGGCAUUCCACAUUCAGAGUUGGCCAAGCUGCAUCAGUUAUCAAUGCAACAAAGCCUGAGUUCAAUGGCCCAGCCGGCUUCAACCGUUAUACCUGGGAUGGACUCAAACUCCCAGACUUCUCAGGAGCUGCUUAUUCCCAACGAUCUGAUCGGCUCGAUCAUCGGCCGUCAGGGCACGAAGAUCAAUGAGAUCAGGCAGGUGUCAGGAGCGCAGAUCAAAAUUGGCAGCCAGCUGGACGGCACAAGUGACCGCCAUGUUACCAUCAUGGGCACGCCGGUCAGCAUCAACUUGGCUCAAUACCUCAUCACCUCUUGUUUAGAGACAGCCAAAUCCACAGCCCAGGCGACCUCCAUGGCCACUCCGGUUGACCUCAACAUGGCCUUCACCCAGCCAGCCUCCCCGGCCACCUCCCCCGCGCCCACCCUGGCAGCCAUUGGUACCCUCGCCCCAGCCCAUGUCCUGGGCACCCCAUAUGGUGCCAUGCCCCUCUCCGGCUUGCUGGGGAUGAAGUCCGUCCCCUUCCUGACUCUCUCCAGCCCCACGCCGGCUGUGGCCGUCACUGCAGCUCCCUCUCACACCGCACUGGCCGCCUAUACUACCAAAAUCUCCUCGGCCAACUGCAUCAAAAAACCCGAGAGACAAAAGUUUGCUCCCUACUGAUGUAGCCUCUGCAUCUCCACGUGUCUGGAGAGUAAGACGAAGGACAGCUGUUCGGUGUUCUUCCUCCAAAUGCCUGAUGUAGCCAUAUCCGCUGCCAGAGAUUCUCUUGACUACUGUACGAUGCACCAACACAGACGAGACCAAUGAAGAUUUGGACAAUAGUUAUUCUAAGUUAUUCACCCGUAUAGGUUAUUUGUGAGUUUCCCAUGAAUUGAUGGACUGCUUUCACCUCCACCUCAUCACUGUUAAUGAUCACUAAUAAAGGGCUGGAACCUCACCUGAGAGACACAUGCUACCAGGAAAGCAGUGGUUUUACAUGUGUCUCUCAAGUUAGAGAUCAGCCGAAAGUAUUUAUCCUUCAGAUAAUUUGUAAAUUAUACUCGGAUGACAGAUGCUCUACUGUAUGAUGCUUUUAUACAAUGUCUAUGUUUGCUUCUUGAAAUUUUUAAGAAAAUUUGUAAAUGUUUUUUGGGGAAGAGGGAGGGGAUUUUUUUUUUUAAUAAUUUCUUUGUGCUCUAGUACUGUAAUGUACUGUUCUGUGUUAUAUCUGGCCGGUUGGAUUUUGUUUGAAACGUGCAACUUGUUUUAUCUUUAUUUAUUAGUAAUUUUUUGUUUUGUUUAUUAAAAACCUUUGU